Molecule: messenger RNA, 1599 nt
Organism: Lachancea sp. 'fantastica'
Lineage: Eukaryota; Fungi; Ascomycota; Saccharomycetes; Saccharomycetales; Saccharomycetaceae
Source: the annotation of a GenBank genome assembly
AUGCAAGCUCCCGUGGUGUUUAUGAACACGUCGCAAGAGCGCACGACCGGCCGAGAGGCCCAGAUCUCAAAUAUCACAGCGGCGAAGGCUGUUGCGGACGUGAUCCGCACCUGUUUGGGCCCCAAGGCCAUGCUCAAGAUGCUGUUGGAUCCUAUGGGCGGUUUGGUAUUAACUAAUGAUGGACACGCAAUUCUGCGGGAAAUUGACGUUGCCCAUCCUGCUGCGAAGUCCAUGCUUGAGUUGUCGCGUACCCAGGACGAAGAAGUGGGAGAUGGUACUACUACAGUGAUUAUCUUGGCAGGUGAAAUUUUGGCACAAUGCGCCCCAUACAUUAUCGAAAAGAAUAUUCAUCCUGUGGUUGUUAUUCAGGCUCUCAAGUUGGCUUUGAGCGAUGCUCUUGCUGAGGUAGAGAGGGUAUCGAAACCAGUAGACGUUGAAAACACGUCCGCGAUGAUGAAACUUGUGGCAGCUGCCAUUGGAACCAAAUAUGUAGCUCAAUGGAGUGACCUCAUGUGCCAGCUGGCCGUUGAUGCAGUUCGUUCUGUUCGCGUGGGAACUCCGGGUGAUGCUUCCGCUCCUGUGGAGAUCGAUACCAAACGUUAUGUGCGCAUUGAAAAAGUACCCGGUGGAGAUGUUACCGAAUCCCGCGUUUUGAAAGGUGUCAUGCUUAAUAAAGACGUGGUACAUCCUAAGAUGGCUAGAUACAUUGAAAACCCACGCGUGGUUCUACUGGACUGUCCUCUUGAGUACAAGAAGGGUGAAUCUCAAACAAAUAUUGAAAUUACUCGCGAGGAAGACUGGAAUCGUAUUCUGCAGAUUGAGGAGGAGCAAGUGCGUUUAUUAUGCGAACAAAUCCUAUCUGUCAACCCAACAGUGGUCAUCACCGAGAAGGGUGUUUCAGAUCUUGCUCAACACUAUUUGCUGAAAGGUGGCUGCAGCGUUUUGAGACGUACAAAAAAAUCUGACAAUAACCGUAUUGCCCGAGUAACGGGUGCCACAAUCGUAAACAGAGUGGAAGAUAUUAAAGAAUCUGAUGUGGGUACGCAAUGUGGUACAUUCAAGGUGGAGCUGAUUGGUGACGAAUAUUUCACGUUCCUUGAUAACUGCAAAGAUCCAAAAGCUUGUACUAUAAUCUUACGCGGUGCUUCCAAAGAUAUUCUCAACGAAAUCGAAAGGAAUCUACAGGAUGCCAUGGCUGUGGCCCGCAACGUCAUGCUUUCGCCUUCGCUAUCGCCAGGAGGAGGCGCCACUGAAAUGGCUGUGUCUGUAAAACUGGCCGAGAAGGCCAAGCAACUCGAAGGUAUUCAGCAGUGGCCAUACCAGGCUGUCGCAGAUGCCAUGGAGUGUAUCCCACGUACAUUGAUCCAAAACGCAGGCGGAAACCCAAUUAGAGUGCUCUCACAGCUAAGAUCUAAACAUGCUCAGGGCAGCUCGACCGCGGGUAUUGACGGUGAUACAGGUAAAGUCACCGACAUGGUUGAAUAUGGCGUUUGGGAACCAGAGGUCAUUAAACAACAAAGCAUCAAAACGGCCAUUGAAAGUGCAUGUCUUCUCCUGAGAGUUGACGACAUCGUUAGUGGUGUAAGAAAGCAGGAGUAA